This is a messenger RNA of Nezara viridula (southern green stink bug), 1134 nucleotides long. Lineage: Eukaryota; Metazoa; Arthropoda; Insecta; Hemiptera; Pentatomidae. The record is from the annotation of a GenBank genome assembly.
AUGAUCCGAGAUCCGGAAUACGUCAAUAUCGUUUUGAAGAGCUCCUUCGAUCAUUUCUCCGACAGGAUUUUUCUAGUGGACGAGAAAACGAAUCCUCUUGAUGAACAUCUCUUUUUUUUAAGAGGAAACAAAUGGAGAUACCUAAGAAAUAAGAUAUCUCCUCUUUUCAGCCAAGUUAAGCUGAAGUGGAUGUACGAAGAAAUUGACAAAUGUGUUAAUCUUUUUGAUGAGUGCCUUGCCGAAUUAAGUGAUGGAAAGGAUUUAGACAUAAAAGAAUUAUUGGCAAGAUAUACUACAGAUGUGGUUGCUUCCUGUGGAUUUGGAAUCGAACCUCAAUGUUUAAAAAAUCCUAGCUCAGAAUUUAGGAAAAUUGGAAGAGAGUAUUUUGAUCCUAAUAAGAUAAACAUGCGUAUGUUAUUUUUACGUUUAUCUAUACCACGUUUACUGAUGUGGUUUAAAAUUAAAACAGUAUCAGCAAAAAUCAAUAAUUUUUUCCUUACGACAACAAAAAAUAUUUUGCAUCAUAGGAGAAGUACAGGAGUAGUAAGAAAAGAUUUUGUCCAAUUACUUCUCGAACUGAAAGAAAAAGGGACGGUUGAGAUAGAUACUACAGAAAUAGAAAAAGAUGAAACGUAUAAAGAAUCUCCCAAUGAGAAAAUAGAGACAUUGAGGAUAUAUCCAUCUGUGCCUGCCUUGAAUCGAGAAUGUAUGAAGGAUUUUACCUUACCCGAUGGAACCGUCAUUGAGAAAGGACUGCACGUUCUAGUACCAAUUUUAUCGUUACACAGGGAUCCCAAAUAUUUUCCAGAACCUUUGGAAUAUAAACCUGAUAGGUUUGAAAAUCCACCAGUCAAUGGAACCUACAUGCCUUUCGGAGAUGGACCAAGAACUUGCAUUGGUAAACUUCCACUCUUAGCUCUGUUACCUUUCUGCUGUGGUGGCAUCCAACAGCAGGGCGGGAAUCAAAGAAAACGAUUUGCCGAAGCUGCUAUGACAAGUGUUUUAGCAAGGUCAUUGGAAAAGUACAAGUUCGAAUUGAGCCCUAUGAAUAACUGUGGUGACAUCAAGCUGAACCCUAAAGUUAUUACUUCCUCUCCUCUUCACGGAAUUUUCUUAAGAAUUCAUAAACUCUAA